GAAAUCCUAUCAUGUGAGGGAGAGGUGGAACCACGCUUGUAGGAUUCACCCUCCAAAGUCACACGUGAUCCCGCAGUAGUUCCAGGCGGUUAGCUACAUCAGAGAGCAGGGACAAUGGAUCUGAAGGUGCGGUUAUGUCUGCUGCUUAUCACACUGAGCUGGACCGUCAACCUGAUGUCCGUGAGCGCCCAAGAAGAGGACGAGGCUGACGUCAUGGACAUGGACGACGGGGAGGUGGACAUCGGAGACGACAUACUCGAGGGAGACGCUGAGACGGAAGCAACCGAUGAAGCCCCUACCGAACCCCCUAUACCAAAGGUGACCUACAAGGCUCCUGAACCAAUGGGAGAACACUUUUUCGCCGAGUCAUUCGACAAAGGAACACUUGAAGGAUGGAUUACGUCAAAGGCCAAGAAGGACGGAAUUGAUGAGGAAAUUGCCAAGUAUGAUGGUGAAUGGGAAGUGGAGGACAUGAAGGACACCAAGCUACCCGGAGACAAAGGUCUGGUGCUGAAGUCCCGUGCCAAACACCAUGCCAUUUCAGCCUGGCUGCUGCGACCUUUCAACUUUGACACCAUGCCCCUCAUCGUCCAGUAUGAGGUGAACUUCCAAACAGGCAUUGACUGUGGCGGUGCCUACAUCAAACUGCUCUCCCAGACUGAAGAUCUGAACUUGGAUGAGUUUGUGGAUAGGACUCCCUACACCAUCAUGUUUGGGCCUGACAAGUGUGGCGAGGACUACAAACUCCAUUUCAUCUUCAGACACAAGAACCCCAAGACCGGCGAGUAUGAGGAGAAGCACGCCAAGAAGUCCGACUCUGACCUGCGUUCCUACUACACCGACAAGAAGACCCACCUCUACACCCUGGUGCUGAACCCUGACAACACCUAUGAGAUCCUGAUAGACCAGACGGUGGUGAACAGCGGCAGCCUCCUGACUGACGUGACCCCCGCAGUCAACCCCGCCGCAGAGGUCGAGGACCCCGAUGACCACAAGCCCGAGGAUUGGGACGAGAGGCCCAAGAUUCAGGACCCCGACGCAGUCAAGCCAGAGGACUGGGAUGAGGAUGCCCCAGCUAAGAUCGCUGAUGAGGAUGCUGUGAAACCUGAAGGCUGGCUGGAUGACGAGGCAGAGUACAUCGGUGACCCCGACGCCGUCAAACCCGAGGACUGGGAUGAGGAUAUGGAUGGCGAGUGGGAGGCGCCUCAGGUUCCUAACCCCGCCUGUGAGGCCGCCCCUGGCUGCGGCAAGUGGGAGAAGCCCACGAUCGACAACCCCAGCUACAAGGGCAAAUGGAAGCCUCCCAUGAUUGACAACCCCAACUACCAGGGCGUGUGGAAGCCCAGGAAGGUCGCCAACCCUGACUACUUCGAGGACCUGCACCCAUUCCGCAUGACCACGUUCAGCGCUGUGGGUCUGGAACUCUGGUCCAUGUCCUCGGACAUCUUCUUCGACAACUUCUUUGUCACUUCCGACCGCAACACUGCAGAGCGCUGGGCCAAUGACGGCUGGGGCCUGAAGAAGGCAGCUGAGGGAGCCGCUGAUCCUGGCCUGGUGAAGCAGAUGAUGACUGCCGCAGAGGAGCGUCCCUGGCUCUGGGUGGUCUAUGUCCUCACCGUGGCUCUCCCUGUUGUGCUGAUUAUCGUCUUCUGCUGCACUGGAAAGAAGAAGCCGGCAGCUGCAGACUACAAGAAGACAGAUGAGCCCCAGCCUGACGUGAAGGAGGAGGCUGAAGCUGAAGCUGCGGCUGAGGCUGAAGCUGAGGUGGAGGAGGAUGAGGAAGAGGCAGAAGCAGAGGAGGAGGAAGACGUAAAGCAGGAGGAACAGACAGCGGACAAGAAGAGUGAUUUAGAGGACAGUCCUGCAGAGGAGGGAGCAAAUGAUGAAGACUCCCCAGAUGGAGAGGAGGAAGACGCAGACAAAUCCGGCGAGAAGCCAGAGGAGGAUAUUCUCAGAAGGUCCCCCAGAAACAGAAAAGUGCGAAAGGAAUGAUGAGCCUAGUCUUUCACCUCAGUCUCUAGCCCUAAGCCCCCUCCAUCCCGUAUCGCACCUUGACUCUGCCCCCCUCUCCUCUCCUCUCCUCUUAGCCCCCCAGCCCCGCGAAGCCCCCUCCUUCCUGAGACUCAGCCCAUCCCAUCCGUACCCUACCCUCCACUCCACCUCCCCUCCAGAAUCCAGUUCGCCUGCUCCAUCUUCCCUGAAGAGAUGACAAAACGGAGAGAAGUGCAUCAUGGCAAAAAAAAAGAAAACGACUGUUAAGAAGAAGCAGGAGAAACGGAAAGCGAUCUUGACCUGCAAAACGAGGAGGAACGAGGACCCGCGCGUAGACAAGGAUUACGAGGAUCAUGUCGAUGAAGUUGACAAAAAGAUGACUUAUGUCGAGUAGAAUAGAAACUGUGCUUUACUAAAAGAAAGAAUCUUCCUAUACUGUUCCGCAACUGCGUUGCAGACACUAACCUAUGAUCCCCCCCCUCCAACCCCAAACCCUCUUCUGUCUCUCCCUUCCUCUGCUCUGCUCUGUCACACCUCUCCUCUAGGCGGCCACUCAGCGCUCCUAACAGUAUUUAUCAGCCAUCAAUUAUGGGAACACUACAGAGUAGGCCACCAUCCCUCAACCCCUCCAUCUCACCUGCUGAUUGGUACACGCCAUGAUUCCUAUGUGGUCACCACAGAGGGGGAGGUCUUUAGCACAGUGGGAGGGUCACAGUGAUGUCUCCCAGAGGUUUUACAGUACAUGAAUAAAUAUAUAAAUAUAUAUGUGUGUGUUUUGUCAGCUUUACAAACAUCUGGCUCCUCUCGUUACAUUUUUAUUUUUUAUUUUUAUUUUGACGAAAACGUCCAAUUGGGGAUUUCGUGUCUCACCUCGGGACUCAACCAUUUCAUUCCAUGAGGCUCUCUGCUAUGGCUAUUUGUACAUGUUCUGGUUUUGCUUUGUUUGUUUUUUGUUUUGUUUUUUGGUCAGGAAAGUCUGUAGAGUACUCCCCGAUAUUCCUCUGUGUACCAAGGCUGGCAGUUAGGCCCUCAACUGCAUGUGAUCCAGUGGGGUGUCCAGGGAGAAUGCCUGUUUGGCUAAUAGUCUAGAAUAUGCUGCCUUACUUGUAGAAUGCAAGGUUUUGCUUUUUUGUGAAUGUACUGUGACUUAUUUUUUUUAAAUGUAUAUGUUUUUGUUUUGUCACGAUUACAUUUUCUAAAAAUUUGAAUCCACAAAUCUUUUCUUUUUUUUUCUCCUCUUUGGUGUUGAUCUAAUAUAGGAGUUAGUACUGUAACAUAUUCCAGCAUGUGAAAAGGAAGGGAACAUUUGUGGUAUUGGUCUUUUGAGCUUUUGAGAGAGGGGAGUGAAGAAUGUAUGCACUGAUAGACUGGUUGAUAUGUCAGGCCUGCGGAGUUUGUGUCCUUGCACAGGGUGACUCAUCAAAAAAUUCCGGAGUUGGCUGUGCUGCUUUUCCAUUGGUGGCUAGGUCAGUCGCCUACACAGCCAUUGGUGAGUCAGCUCCAGUGCACUUCCUGUGACAUAAUUUCCUGGGCCAGGUCAUUAGAAGCAGCAGCAGCACCACCACAUUGACAGUGCCAUUCCAUGACCAACAUAGUCACGUAGUCACACCGCUUCUCACGUGGUCUGUUGACUUGUGAAGAUUUGAAUCAUGUUUUGUCAUCAAUGUCACUCAUACAUGGCAGAGGCGUGGGAAGUAGGCUCCCAGAGUGUAAAACAUCACAUCACAUCCCUGUUUGACCAAACAUUACCACACAACAUUUGUACUCUUCCCCUUUUUUAUUCAUUACCCCGAAGAAAAUGAAAUAGCACUAAGAAGGGGGGGGGGGGGGGGCCCCAGAAGGCGAACCCUGAUUUGCUUGAAAGAAAUGCUACAUUUAGUAUGAGUUGUUUUCACUCAUGCGAGUGGAAAGGCGCUUCACUUCGGUAGACCAUCUUAAAGAAGUGGAGGUUUCGGACCACACGUUGAGCUUUUACCCCAAAGCAAAAGAGUUGGCACUUUUUGGAACAACACACCCAUUUCUUGCAUGAAUGCACACAUACCUAAAAGAAAAACACACUGACACUUGCUGCUCUGCUUAGGAACCUGGUGCUUGAAGUAGCUCUCACUAGUCUCUCCAAUGCGUUUUCUUGCUCUCUCUCUCUCUCAUCAGAUGCUUAAAGCCUUGUUACUGCAUUUAAUUCCUUCAAUACUCAUGUUUUUUUUGUCCCCUGCUGGUUUUUGGUAAUACUGAUUGGAAUGAAUCGAUGGAUGGAACAUUGAGAAUGGACAAAUUCACUAAUUAAAAAGAGAUUCUCUACUAACAGUCUAUCUGUUGUAGGUCUGUCAGGGUCCACGUGGCCAUGAUGUUGGUCCUUCCUGAGUGUGUAGGUUUUUGAUUGAUUUGGGGGUGGCAGUGUGGGUGAGGUGUGUGAGGAGGGAGCAAAACUUGCCAUCAUGUUACCAAGAAACAGAAACGAACCAGUUUGGAGAAGAAAAAACGUGGUUUGGAGCAUUGAGCCAUUGCCUUGUCUUCCUUCUCAGGUCGGGGGAUUACCCGUGAAACUGAGAUGGAAGGGACAGCCAAUGGCAGAGAAAUUGGGUUACGUCACGACGUCUCGGUUUCUCACCCCUUCCUGAUCUUUUUUUUUUUUCUUUUUCAAAGUUGUCCUCUGUAAGGUUGAAUGAUUUGAAUGGUUUACUUCACACAGGCUGUCAUUGUUUUUAUAGUUUUUGUCUUUUUUUAAAAUAAUUCACUCUGAUGGGAGGUUUAUCCUCUUGAAAUGAGGUGCGGUGGUCUUGGAUUUGACCUGAAAGACCGUUCAAAGGGGAAACGGUGAUCCUAUAGCUUAAUAACUUGACUUUGCAGUACUAUGCUACUUGGACACUUUUUAGAAUUUCAGAUCAAAACCUACGAGCAGAAAAAGCUGGUGUGAACGCCCACUCUCCAGCUCCCGCACCCUGCCCUAUUUUGUUAUUUGUUGACCUAUUUUUGUUACUUUUCAAUCACGGAUUUCCUCAUCUUAGUUAACUUUAAUGAGACUUUAAACAUCCAUCCCUUCUUUUUGAUCACCUUCAUCUGAAUCUACCUAGAUGGCUAAUUUCUUGCCUGCACUGAAAGGGUUUCUCAUACAUUCUCAUCAUGCUUGGUGUGCUUCAAUGAUAGGAGAACACCACAGAGGCCGAUAACUUAUGCUAAUUUUAUCCACUAGGGAUACAGCUUUCUCAAAAAUGAACCUCAGUUCAAACAUUUUUUUUUUUUUUUUUAAAUGUCUGUGUUUAUUAUAGAAAAUUACAAAGUUGAUGUUUCAAUGUAGUAACACAGCUACUCCUGUCUGACAAACAACACAGUGGCUGCGUCUUUCACCCUGUGUGUAUCUGAAGUGCAGUCAUCUAUGAAUGGAUAUCCCAUUUGUUUGGUUGAAUAAAAAACUAAUGAUAAUGUG
This is a messenger RNA of Clupea harengus (Atlantic herring), 5416 nucleotides long. RefSeq names its product calnexin (gene canx). NCBI's taxonomy places the organism in Eukaryota, Metazoa, Chordata, Actinopteri, Clupeiformes, Clupeidae. Gene Ontology annotation, biological process: protein folding; ERAD pathway. Gene Ontology annotation, cellular component: endoplasmic reticulum membrane; endoplasmic reticulum. The record is from RefSeq and is a predicted model, not a curated record. Gene Ontology annotation, molecular function: calcium ion binding.